GACACGCUUGUUUCCUUCUCGACGAUGUUGCCUGACUCUGGACAGCCGGGAUGGUUCAUGCAACGGCUGAGUGGUAUGUGCUAGUGAAUGUGCAAGUGGCAUCCGCACCCCGUCAGCGGGAGGGCGUAAGGAGGACUGACGGAUCGAGGGAGAUUUCAUUUCGGAGGUGGAAUAAGCUUCCAUCAUUCUGAUGUUCGCCAAAGAGGGUAAGCGAAAAUAAACGGGGGGAGGGAAGAAGGAAGCAAGAACAUGUCCGCGAGCCACGGCGACGACUGGACUUGUCCUUGGCACUCUUGUAUAAGCAGCCCACAGCUGGGCGAUUCCUCCUUUCAGCUUCUCUAUGAAACUCUAUUUCUUUCUCUGCGCUUCCACCGGUGCUCGCCGGUCGACGCGCUUUAUCUGCCCAACUUCCUUGUCUUAAACGACGUUGAACGACCCCCUCACCUCACGCUGCCCGACAUCAAUUCCUGCAGUGCUUUGGCUCGCUUCGACGCGCAUGCGACGCGAAAACGACUUUCGUUUAUUUUCUCUCUGUCUUGUCCUCCUUCACGCUCUUUACAUCCCUAACUUAUAGUUCAACAUGCCCACUCCUGGACGAUUCCGCUCCAAAACCUCUGACAUCUCUGACCUCUUGCGGGGCUCUGCCUCGAGACACUCAGAGUCUCAAUCUACGCCGCCUGUGUCUCCUCCAGUGCAGACACCCGAGGCGACCACACCGACGAAAGGAAAGCGCAAGCCGCUUGCGUUGUUUAGUCGAAGGCGGAAGAGCUCUGUCUCUCCUUCACCGUCAUCGGUGUCUGCCAAGUCGACCGACCAUGCUUUCAGCAGUGCUGAGGAAGUGCCUCCCGUUCCAGACGUACCCUCGAGGCACGCAGGCUCUCAGGAUGCGUCCUUUGCACAAGGCGAUUCGCACACCCUGCAGACCUCUCUUCCACCGCUGAACGUCUCUCCUCCCUCUUUUGGGUUCAGUCACUUUGCUCCCGCGAGAGCUCGCGCGUCUGAUGUCACACAAACUCCAGACCCUGGAAAGUUGAGUACCGCAAUACCUCCUCAAGCUCUUCGGGCACAGAAGUCGACUUCAUUCGAGUUCAUCGCGCGGAAUAGGUUUGGAGAGAAGACUUCCUCCCGCAGCUCCCGCCCAGUCAUUACCGUGUCCGCACCACCGCAAAAUGGGCAACAUGUCGAGAACGACAAGGAUGUGUUCACGACCCCGCGCGCAGCGCCCAACCCUCCUGCAGCACCUAACCUUCCUGCAGCACCUGCCCAACCUGAAGUAAAGUCUCGGCGUACACUACGCAAACCGCUUGUACUUUCUUUCUCACAUAAGAAGACCCAUCCGGAGAAAGUGACAUCACCAACAUCUCCGAAAUUACCGGUCCCUUCAUCUCCAACGAUUAAUCGCACUCCCCCGUUACCAGCCCAGAUGCGGUUUCCAAUACCUCCCGGACCUGGUGGGCAGCUACCAAGGCCAUCUCAGGAUUCAUUACAGAGCAUGCAACGGAGAAGGGGCAACGCCGGGAUGUCUGACGAAUCUCCCGUGCCAUCGCCCGUGAGGGGCUCAUUUUCGUCUGCGUCAGGCUCGGUUAGAACAUACGUCCCUGGCGACAGAACACCUAAAGAACAGGGAGGCAAGCUAUCGCCGGCUGGUAAGUUCCUACCGACACCGGGGGAUGUCUCCCCUACUCGCACGCGAUUUUCGAGUAGUUCUGGAUCGCCCUCAGGCACCAUUGGCAGGGCAGCAGGUGCUACGUUAGGCAAAUCUGCGAAGCCACCACAUUUGAGGUUGAGCAUGCGUAGAACGUCACGUACGCCUUCCCCUGCAAGUACUCCCCCAACGGCUCCUCUGCCAGAUUUACCAUCGGAAGCGUCUGCCCCUCCAAGCCCUAUUCGCGAGGGUCACAGUCCGACGGUGUUAUCCCCAGGGCCGUACUCGCCUGCGUCACGUUCGCCAACUCUAAACGGUCUUCCAACUACUCAGUCGAUGUCUAGUGUGGCAUCCAGGCGUUCAUUUACUUCUAUUCCUCAUAGGAGUGCCAGUGUUAUACGCUCUAGGGCUAGCAGCGCAUCGGCACAAGCAACACCUACUCCUGUGGCAGCUCGCAACGAAGUCACCAAUAAGGGCAAAUCGAAGGACCAGGACGAUCGCACCGAUACCUCUGAAGGGACCGGUUACGCCCCAGCCCCCAACAACCAGCAUGGACGAAAGCCAUCUAAAGAUUCGGAAAGGCUGAGACGUCAGGAGUCUACGGAUACCCCUAGAUUACGCAAGAUCGAUACCUCUGUCGUUCAGCAACAUCUCUUACCGGAUUAUUCGAGUUUGCGCGCUAGGCAUGAAACACUGAUACGCAGUCUUCAAGAGGUGCAUGCUGCUGAGAAGGCAGAGCUUCUUCGACGGAUCGAGCAGUUGGAGCGUGAGGCUCGGAAGAGGGAACGGGAGAUCAAAGGACUUCGGUGGUUGGUUAUGAAUGCUGGCAACAGUACCGGUGACCCCACUAGUCAACUAUUCUCGCUGGCUGAAGGUCGAAGGAGAGAUAGGGCGGGAUCAAAGGCGUCGGACGCGAGUCAAGAUAGUUCGACGGGAAGCCAGUAUGUCGACGCUUCUCAGACUCUGGCCCCAGCGUAUUCACCUAGGAGCAGUACCGAGGAAGGUCUCUAUGAAGUGCAAGCUUCGAUCUCGGAUCUGAUCUCGCCGACGGAAGGUACGCCUCCUACGAUAUCUUCUGGAGAGAAACAACAGAAUGGCAAGACUAGGGCGAGGCGAUCGAAUACUCUUCCGUUUGGUUCACAGACGUCUUUGGAUCCGAAAAGUCUGGUCGCGAUCAAGCAAGCUCGGAGGACCAGCUCACCCGUCAUCCCCGCUAAUGGUAGCCCCGUUCCAGCACCAUCGUCAACAUCAGCGUAUAACUCGUCGAACUCACUUGCGGGGACUGGGCUGGGGAUUCAAGUUGAUUAUCCAUCGAUACCUUCUCUGGCGGAGUCCGGGUACACGAAGUCAUCCUCCGGAUCUUCUGCGAUGACGAUGCCUUCUAUGACCCUGACUGCAACAAAUACCACAUCGUCCAGUCUUUCAGCUAUCCCUGAAUCUCCUCGACGUAUUCCUCCCGAUGCGACUGAUAGUAUGAUUAUCGACAUGGAAAGACGAGAGAAGGAGGAGCGCCGAGCGUCUCGUGCCUUGAAACGUAUCUCGGCAUCGUCCACGAGCUCGUCCUUGGGUCUCAUGGCUGUCACCGCUUAUAAUCAUAACCUUAAGAUUGGGCAGUCUCCGUCUAUUGACCAGGUGCUUGAUAGUCCGGAGAUGGACAUCGACGACGUUAUGCGGAAACUUCGUGCGUUCGGCGGACACGGAGCUUAAAUGCGGAUGCGUUAUACCGCAGACGCAAUAUCAACCGAUUUUUCAACACACACUAUUAUCUUUUUAAGCUCAUCCCUUUUCGCUGCAACGUAACAGCAGCAUAUCCUUUUUUUAUUUUUACGAUCCCCUUGGUUAUUCUCACGACAUUUACAGUAUUUCUGUCUCUUCGUUCUCAUGUCUCGUCAUCUUGAUUUGCAGCGGCAUCCCAAGCCGAAAGUAUUGCAUUAUUUUCCUGUAAUCUCCUCCUCAUAUCGUUCUCUUUUAGAUUGCUGUCUCCCCUUUUCUCUUCCCCCGUCAUACCAAUCUCUUUCGGGUUUGUGAUUCGCAUCAAUUGGCAUUGUAUCUAUACACAGCUCUACUCUAUUACUCUCUCCCCUUGGACGUAUAACUCUCUCUCUCUUCCGUUUUGUUAGUCUCUCUCACUCUCUCACUCACAUUAUUUGUUUCUUGUGGAUUCGAUGUGUUUUUCCGCUUACAUACAUAUCUUGUUCGAGUCGUUGGACUCAUGCUUGGUGCUGUACUCAAAUCGCGGAUAGAAUUAAAAGUUUGGAUUUCACAUUCAGUAUGGUACACAUUACCAAUUAUUAGCGGAUUGCGACCU
Molecule: messenger RNA, 3953 nt
Organism: Somion occarium
Lineage: Eukaryota; Fungi; Basidiomycota; Agaricomycetes; Polyporales; Cerrenaceae
Source: the annotation of a GenBank genome assembly